This is a messenger RNA of Staurois parvus, 243 nucleotides long. The record is from the annotation of a GenBank genome assembly. NCBI's taxonomy places the organism in Eukaryota, Metazoa, Chordata, Amphibia, Anura, Ranidae.
GUGUGAUCAGCUGUGUCCAAUUACAGCUGAUCACAUGUAAACACAGAAAUGCCGGUUAUCGGGAGAGGAGAGCCGAUGAUCAGUGUGGCCCCAGAAGUGCCACCUGUCCGUGCUCAUCAGUAUCAGUGCCACACCAAUGCCACAUAUCAGUGCAUACCAGUGCACAUCAAUGCCACAUAUCAGUGCCCAUCUGAGCUGCCUUUCAAUGUCACCCAUCAGUGGCAGUCAGUGCUGCCUGUCAGU